Messenger RNA from Salvia hispanica, 2655 nucleotides. RefSeq names its product putative late blight resistance protein homolog R1A-10. Gene Ontology annotation, biological process: defense response to other organism. The record is from RefSeq and is a predicted model, not a curated record. NCBI's taxonomy places the organism in Eukaryota, Viridiplantae, Streptophyta, Magnoliopsida, Lamiales, Lamiaceae. Gene Ontology annotation, molecular function: ADP binding.
AUGGCAGUUUAUGCUGCUCUGUUUCCACUAAAGUCCAAGAUUCGGGGAUAUCUAAAGCACUAUGAUGCUUGCUUUGAUCCUCCAUCUCUGCAACUCACACAGCACCUGUACAGAGAGGUUGUCUCCUUUCAAGAAUUUUUGGGGAGAUUGGACAGCAGCAGCAGGGAAAGAUUGAAAGCUUCGCUUGCACAAAUCGCCGAGGCAAUACCCAAAUUCCACCAUCUAUUUUCAUUGCAUCUCUCCCUGCAAUACGACAAAGUUCCUGAACAGAGAAACCGAAGGUUACUUCGCUUAGGCCUAAAUCCAGAUGAAGAAGAACAAGUUAGCGAUCCAGUCUCACGUUUGAUAGGCUUGACACAUCUAAAACCUAAUGUCCAUUCCUUGAUUCAAACUUUCAAGAAGCUGAAAGAGGAGCACGAAGAAGAUUUAUGUGCAAACAAGGCCAAGAUGGUUGGAUUAUCCGAUCUGCAGACUGAGCUCAAGGAAGAGCUAGUAAGAGUGUGGGACCGGGAUGUGAAGUUUCUCUCGGUUGCUGGGAUGGCGGGCAUCGGUAAGACCACUCUUGCGCGUACGAUAUACCAAGAUUUUGAUAUUGUAGAAUGGUUUGAAUGUCGUGCCUGGGUGGAAGUAGGCAGAGAGUGGCAGUUGCACAAGAUUAUAAGGAACAUUCUAGAUCAAGUGAAUUCCCAUGAAAUGGAAGAUGCUGAUGAUGAUGAUGAGAGAGUGAGUGAGUGCUUGAGAGAGAGUUUGAAGGGUAAGAGAUUCUUGAUUGUAUUGGAUGAUGUGUGGGAUGCACAAGUUUCUCAUGACAUAAAGAAGCUUGCAGCUACUAUUCAGUAUCUAGUUGGGAGCAGAGUUUUGCUUAUCACUAGGAUGGAAGGAGUGGUCGAACGCGCUGGCUUAGAAUCCGGGAUUGAUUCCAUGGAUAUGCGGCUUAUGGACAAGGACGAAAGUUGGGAUCUUCUUCGUGAGAAUGUGUUUGCUACGGAGCCAUGCUCGUUCCAGCUGGAGAAGGCUGGAAGGAAGAUUGCAGAGAAAUGUGACGGCCUUCCUCUUACAAUCAUCAAAGUGGCUCAUCUCCUGUCCAGAGAAGAGAAGACGGUGGAGUACUGGAACGAGGUAGCAACGCGAGAUAAGCAUCAGGUCUUUAAAGCUGCAUAUGAUGAAGUAUCAAAGGUACUAUAUCCUAGCUAUGAAAACUUACCUGAUCAUUUGAAGAUGUGCCUUUUGUAUAUGGGAGUUUUCCCUCAAAAUGCUGAGAUUCCCGCAUCCAAGGUCGUAAACAUGUGGCUUGCUGAGGGGUUACUUGAACAGAACAAGGCUAAAUCAUUAAAGAAGCAUGCUCUAAAAUGUUUGGAUGAGCUUGCUUCAAGUAGUGUUAUGGUUUACAAAAGGAGCACUAGAAGCUCCUCUAUAAUGUCCAUUGCUGAGAAAGGGAUCAAACUUUGUGGCCUCCAUUCUUCGUGGUGGCACCUCUGUCAACAUGAAGCUAGGAAGAACAACUUUUUCUGCGUACUCGACAGUCGGGAAGAAAGUUCAGAGGAAAGUAUAAAAGGUCAGAGCAGGUUGUGUAUUCACAAGAACAUCUUACUUUGUAUCAAAGAGGUAUACGAUUCAUUAGAGGAUAACUGUGCAUUCUCUGCACGUUUUCUCCUACUUUACGGUCCCUUUAGUCGAUAUCCAGUGCCAAUAUGUUCUGCGCUGAGAAAGCUUGAGGUGCUUGAUGCUCUCAAGAUUCGUUUCUAUGAUUUCCCAUUACAAGCAGUGGAACUACUCGAGUUAAAGUACCUUGCUCUCACGUACGACGGAGAGAUCCCUCCUUCCAUAUCCAAACUUCAAAGGCUUCAAUUCUUGAUUGUUUGUCCACAUCAGCACAUCAGAUCAGGUGAAGCUUCCUUGUAUCUGCCUCGAGAGGUAUGGGACAUCGAAGAACUGAGGCAUCUUCAUGUCAUGGGAAGCGAUCUACCUGAUUUAUGGGGCACCCCAUUGCCAAACCUCACGACACUUUUGGAUGUGACUGCUCGUAGCUGUAGAAGAGGUGUUUUCGAAAGAAUCCAAAAUUUAACAAAGUUAGGGAUUCGAAUCGAAUUACCACCUGAUCAUUGUGAUGAGCCUCUGAGUUACUUUGAUCAUGUUUCCAUUCUCAAAAAUUUGAUCUCACUUAAAUGUGUGGUAGUGAAUCCUGAACUUAGGUUUGAGUUAGUUCCUCCUCCUAUACUACCAAAUCUCCCAAUACACCUAAAAAAGUUGGCAUUGAGUGGGAUGGGGUAUCCAUGGUCAGACAUGAGCAAGAUUGCUUCAUUAAAAAAGCUGAAAGUGCUCAAGCUGCGAUGCAAUGCAUUUCAAGGACCAAAGUGGGAAGUCGAGGAGAAGACGUUUCCAGCGCUCGAAUAUCUUCUGAUGGAAGACUGUGAUCUUGCGCACUGGAAAGUUGAAAGUGGAAGCUUCGAAAGGCUUGAGCAUCUAAGCAUAAAGCACUGCUACAAUUUACGAGAGCUCGACUGGAAAUGCGAAGAUAAUAUUUCGAUGAUUGAAGUAGACGACUGUGACCUUAUGGUUGAAAAGCAGAUAAAAGAGGCAAAGUGGGGGAAAGGAAUGUUAGCUUUGGAUUUCACUAUGCAUUAUUCUUGGAAUGAUGGGAAGCAACAGCCAUGA